Prunus armeniaca (apricot) is the source of this 636-nucleotide messenger RNA. NCBI's taxonomy places the organism in Eukaryota, Viridiplantae, Streptophyta, Magnoliopsida, Rosales, Rosaceae. The record is from the annotation of a GenBank genome assembly.
AUGUCAAUGUUGCGAGACGCCGGCCUCCGUCGUACGACACGUUUUGCCGCCGUAUUUGCCGUCGUUAUCUUCUCCCUCAUCGCCGUCGCCCGCUGCUCCAACAAUGACUCCGAGGUGACCUGCAGCCGAAUCUGCGUAGCAGAGAACUGUAAUUCUGUUGGGAUUCGGUACGGGAAGUACUGCGGAGUAGGGUGGACCGGCUGCCCAGGGGAGAAGCCCUGCGAUGAUCUUGAUGCUUGCUGCAAGAUUCAUGACGAUUGUGUUGGCAAAAAAGGUAUGACCGAUAUAAAAUGCCAUGAGAAGUUCAAGACCUGCAUAAAGAAAGUACAAAAAUCUGGGAAGGUUGGAUUUUCUCAGCAGUGUCCUUAUGGAACAGCUGUGCCUACAAUGGUACAAGGAAAUGAAACUGACGGGAUGGAAGAUAGGCAUUUAUUUCCUGGGGAUGGAAAUGAUUUUUCUUCCUGUAGGAAGAAUUGGAACGGGCAAUUUGAGGAUCCUACCACUGCAGCACAGGCAGCUGCUGAAUCAGCAGAAAAUGGCAAGCAUAGCUGCCAGAGCAACUGCAGAACUUUUGCGGCAAUGCUCAUCAAAAUCACAUCACAAAAUUUGCCUGUCAGCCUCCUCGAGAACCAGUAG